AUGAGAGUACUAUUGGAUGCUCGAAAUAAGCUGAAUAUACCAUGGGAGAAGCCUGAAAGGCAGCAAAAUUGUUCACGGAUACUAUUUAGAUUUACCGUAGCUGAUCUCUUGAAAGGUAUUGACUACACGACAUUUGCUGAUGUUGCACCUGUGAUCCAAGAUUUCUGGGACGAUGCUGCAGUUAAGCAAGCUUACGAGAAGCGAAAUUUGUUUCAAAUUAGCGACUCCUGCCAAUAUUUCUUUGAUCAUCUCAGCAGAAUCUCCAUGCCUAAUUUUCACCCUACAAACAAAGAUAUCUUGUAUUGUCGAAAAGCAACUCGAGGAAUAUGUGAACAUACAUUUGUAAUCAACAAAAUUCCCUUUAGAUUUAUUGACGUCGGUGGCCAAAGAUCUCAGCGGCAAAAAUGGUUUCAAUGUUUCACUGAUAUCACUAGCAUAUUAUUCAUGGUAGCUUCAAACGAAUACGAUCAGGUGAUACUGGAAGACCGCAGAACAAAUCGGGUUGUUGAAUCACGGUCCGUCUUCGAAACUAUUGCCAACAAUCGAGCGUUUACAAAUGUUUCUAUCAUUUUGUUCAUGAACAAAAGUGACUUGCUAAAGGGUGAGUCACUGGAAUCAUUGAGUGUUAAAAAAAAUUAUGGUCUAACGAAAAGUUUGAAAAAAGAACCAUAUCAGAACUGCAUACUUGAAUCGAACAUAUGCAUAUCAGUCCGAGAAAAAAAAGAGUCUGAAAGUACAGUGAUAGAGUAAUG
Cylicostephanus goldi is the source of this 752-nucleotide messenger RNA. NCBI's taxonomy places the organism in Eukaryota, Metazoa, Nematoda, Chromadorea, Rhabditida, Strongylidae. The record is from the annotation of a GenBank genome assembly.